This is a messenger RNA of Juglans regia (Persian walnut), 4163 nucleotides long. Its product is annotated as K(+) efflux antiporter 2, chloroplastic-like. Bases 351 to 3995 code for a protein of 1214 amino acids. The record is from RefSeq and is a predicted model, not a curated record. Gene Ontology annotation, biological process: potassium ion transport; proton transmembrane transport. The transcript has 21 exons. Gene Ontology annotation, molecular function: potassium:proton antiporter activity. Gene Ontology annotation, cellular component: chloroplast; membrane. Lineage: Eukaryota; Viridiplantae; Streptophyta; Magnoliopsida; Fagales; Juglandaceae.
GUUGGUCCACUAAUCAUAUUUUCUCGGCAAACUUUCAUUUACUCACUGUUUCUUACCUCCCAAACAAACACCGAGAAAGUAGAGAGAGAAAGCAGAGCCUGUAGCGAAAAUUUGCAUUCAUUCACUGCACAAAAUAAUAGUCCAAUUAAUUUAAAUUUAAGUCAAUUUGUUAGUAGUUCCGUCAUUUUUCACCCGAAGUUCUGCCAUUGCUUUUCUCAGCUCGCUCUCCAAAGUUCGCGCUGAUGAUCGGUGUUGACUAGGGGCUGAAGUGAGUAUCUGAAAUGUAUUGUCGACUUGGUGUAUGAAGAUUUGUGCACUAUAGAGUUAUCUACCACAAAGGUUUGAGAAAUAUGGAUUUUGCCUGUAGUUUUCAGCAGCUAAAUGUGCUCCAUGGCUGUGAAGGCACAAGUUAUAAGAUUUUGGAUCAUUUUGAUUCGCAUCUGCAGUUUAAAAGCAGAUACUCUGGCUGUAACUUUCUGUGUAAUUCGAGAAUUGUUUUGAAAUCGCAUUUGAAUAAGAAGACUAAAAGAAAUAUUGCUUCUAAUGGUUCUCAGAAUUCGAAUAUAGUGUCCACUGGAGAUUCUGGUAGUCAACUGUGGAGUUCAAAGUUGAGACUAUCAUUUUUUUGUGGCUUUGACUAUGUUUUUAAAGGGUCAAGAGCAGUUCAGUCAUGGUGUCAGAGUAAUGAUUCUUUAGCAUAUGUAAAUGGGAAUGGUCGAAAUGUGGAAUUCAUGGAAAGUAGUGAUGAGAGCUCAGGAGUUGAUGGUGGUGAGUUAAAUGGUUCCAGAGCAGAAAAGAGGCGGGGAGAAGAAGCGGAGGCGCAUAGUGUGGAUGAACUGAGGGAAUUGUUGCAAAAGGCAGCGAGAGAGCUGGAAGUUGCGCAUGUCAAUAGUACCGUUUUUGAAGAAAAGGCCCAGAGAAUAUCAGAAACUGCAAUUGCUUUACAGGAUGAAGCAGCAAAUGCUUGGAAUGAUGUUAAUUCUACCCUUGAUACUAUUCAGGAAAUAGUGAAUGAAGAGUCUGUUGCCAAGGAGGCUGUUCAAAAAGCAACAAUGGCUCUUUCAUUAGCAGAGGCAAGGCUUAAAGUGGCGGUAGAAUCUUUGGAGGCUGCAAAAGGAGAAGUUGAUUCUUUGGAAGGGUCUGAUGAAGAGGAAAAAGCACUUUUAGCUGCUCAACACGAGAUUAAAGAAUCUCAAGAGAAUUUGACAGAUUGUGAGGCAGAGUUGAAGUUCCUACAGAGUAAAAAGGAGGAGUUGCAGAAGGAAGUGGACAAGUUGAACGAAGUUGCGGAGAAAGCGCAGUUGAGUGCCUUGAAAGUGGAGGAGGAUGUAGCGAACAUAAUGCUUUUAGCUGAGCAAGCUGUUGCCUUUGAACUUGAGGCCACACAACGACUGAAUGAUGCAGAGAUUGCAUUACAGAAAGCAGCGAAAUCUCUGUCCAGUUCUUAUGUUGAUCAUGCAGAAACCAUCCAAGGACAGUCCCUGAGUGAAGAGUCUGUCAUUGAGGAGGAGAAUAUUGUCCAAGGUGUUUCUGAUAAUGUUACUGUUGAAAGGGACAGUGAUGUGCUAUCUGAUGCUGAUUCUUUUGUUGUCAAGCCUUUACCAGAUAGUCUGCCUGGCAAAAGCAAUCAGAAUUUUGAAUACGUGAACCAAUCUGAUGAUUCAAGUGAUCAUGAGAGUGGAAAGUUAAGUUUAGACUCACCUAAGGAAGCUGAACUAGAGGCAGAAAAAUCUAAGAAUGUGGUUCAAUCAAAAAAGCAGGAUGUGCAGAAGGAUUUGACUAAGGGGACAUCACCCUUUAAUUCUCCCAAGGCAUUAUUGAAGAAAUCUUCUCGCUUCUUUUCUGCAUCAUUUUUCUCCUUUACUGUAGAUGGGACUGAGUGGACUCUAGCAUCAGUUUUCCAGGGUCUCAUGGGGUCUGUGAGGAAGCAAGGGCCUAAGCUAGUUUUUGGGUUGUUGCUAUUUGGAGCAGGGGUCUCUUUUUAUGCUAAUCGAGCGGAGAGGAAUGCUCAGCUGCUGCAACCUCCUGAGCUCAUCAGCACUAGUAUUGAAGCUGGUAUUGAAGAAGUUUCCUCAAGUGCAAAGCCUCUGAUUCAACAAUUGCGGAAACUACCUAAGAGAAUUAAAAAGCUAAUUGCGGUGUUUCCUCCUGGAGAGGUGAAUGAGGAGGAAGCUUCCCUGUUCGACAUGUUGUGGUUAUUGCUUGCUAGCGUAAUAUUUGUGCCUACCUUUCAAAAAAUUCCUGGAGGAAGUCCUGUUCUUGGUUACUUGGCUGCUGGCAUCCUGAUUGGGCCCUAUGGCCUGUCCAUCAUUCGCCAUGUGCAUGGGACAAAGGCAAUUGCUGAAUUUGGAGUUGUUUUCUUGUUGUUCAAUAUUGGCCUUGAGCUCUCUGUUGAAAGGCUAAGCUCCAUGAAGAAAUAUGUUUUUGGAUUAGGCUCUGCUCAGGUUUUAGUGACAGCAGUGGUGGUUGGCUUGGUUGCUCAUUUUGUUUGCGGGCAGCCUAGUCCUGCUGCAAUAGUCAUUGGGAAUGGCCUGGCACUAUCAUCCACUGCUGUUGUACUCCAGGUGUUGCAGGAACGAGGUGAGAGCACAUCACGACAUGGGCGAGCCACAUUUUCUGUCUUGCUUUUCCAGGAUUUGGCUGUUGUUGUUUUGCUGAUACUCAUUCCUCUUAUCUCACCCAAUUCAUCCAAAGGAGGGGUUGGUUUCCAAGCCAUUGCUGAAGCUCUUGGACUGGCUGCCGUUAAGGCAGUAGUUGCCAUCACUGCCAUAAUUGCUGGUGGACGUUUGUUGCUUCGACCAAUCUAUAAGCAAAUUGCAGAAAAUCAAAAUGCAGAAAUAUUCUCUGCCAAUACACUGCUUGUUAUUCUGGGUACCAGUCUACUUACAGCCAGGGCUGGACUUUCCAUGGCAUUGGGAGCAUUUUUGGCUGGAUUGCUUCUUGCAGAAACUGAAUUUUCCUUACAGGUUGAGUCUGAUAUUGCUCCGUAUCGUGGCCUUUUAUUGGGUCUCUUCUUCAUGACGGUUGGCAUGUCUAUCGAUCCAAAACUUCUUGUUUCCAACUUUCCAGUGAUUAGUGGAACAUUGGGACUCUUGAUUGGUGGAAAGACUUUAUUGGUUGCUCUAGUUGGUAGGCUUUUUGGUAUUUCAAUAAUAUCUGCAAUAAGAGUUGGUCUUUUACUUGCACCGGGUGGAGAAUUUGCCUUUGUGGCAUUUGGCGAAGCUGUUAAUCAGGGUAUAAUGUCUUCUCAGCUAUCAUCAUUGUUGUUUCUGGUGGUGGGAAUUUCAAUGGCCCUCACACCUUGGCUAGCUGCUGGAGGCCAGUUAAUUGCCUCCCGCUUUGAGCUGCAUGAUGUUCGAAGUUUAUUACCUGUUGAGAGUGAGACUGAUGAUUUGCAAGAUCACAUAAUCAUUUGUGGAUUUGGACGAGUUGGUCAGAUCAUUGCCCAGCUUCUUUCAGAGCGAUUGAUCCCUUUUGUUGCUCUUGAUGUAAGGAGUGAUAGAGUGGCAGUUGGACGUGCCCUGGACCUUCCUGUGUAUUUUGGAGAUGCUGGCAGUCGAGAGGUCCUUCACAAAGUUGGUGCCGAAAGAGCAUCUGCAGCGGCAAUAACUCUAGAUAGCCCAGGUGCAAAUUAUAGAACAGUUUGGGCUUUGAGCAAAUAUUUCCCCAAUGUGAAGACCUUUGUCCGAGCUCAUGAUGUUGAUCACGGCCUUAAUUUGGAAAAGGCUGGGGCUACAGCGGUUGUCCCAGAGACCUUGGAACCAAGUCUACAGUUAGCGGCUGCUGUUCUUGCUCAGACGAAACUACCAAUGUCGGAAAUUGCAGCCGCGAUCAAUGAAUUCAGGUCACGGCAUCUGUCAGAGCUGACCGAGCUAUGCGAGAAUACUGGAAGUUCUCUUGGUUAUGGAUUUUCUCGAAUGGUAACUCGACCGAAAACUCAAUCCUCAGAUCCUUCAGACGAGAACCAAGUCAGUGAAGGGACACUGGCAAUAUAGAGAAUAUCAGAUAUUAACAUAACCCCAAAAAAAAGGAACAUGUAGAACUUUAGAGCUGCUUACAUUUUUUUUUUCUCUGGUAUAAAUUGUACAGAGCAUACUGAAAAAAAGGAAAAAAAAAAGGCAAUUGCUUAGACAUACUUUUAUUGAUUAUUCCUUUAUUUCCCA